UCCCCCUCCACACCUUCGACAGCAACUCUUCUCUCGAAGCUCUCUCCCUUACAAAGCAACCCUAUCCUAUUUAGCUCCUACACUAGCAUCAUCAGCCCCCUACCCCCUCCACCACUCCUCCAUCCCAACUCGUCAAGAUGAAGUACUCAAUCGCUCUCCUUGCUGUCGGAGCCGGCGCUGCCAUGGCACAGAGCCUGAGCGACCUACCUCCCUGCGGUCAAACCUGCGUCAACAACAUGAUCAACAUCGCAUCCUCGCAGUUUGGCUGUGGCUUCGGCGACAUCACUUGCUACUGCACCAAAGUGAACUUCGGCUACGGCAUCCGCGACUGCUCCACCCAGUCGUGCUCUGCGUCUGACGCUGCCAAAGUCAUCUCGUUUGGUACCAACUACUGUGCCAAUGCCGUUGCGUCUGCCUCUGGUGGCGUCUCGACUGCUCCUGCGUUGAGCAUCUUGUCCUCGGCUGCUGCUUCUGCUUCUGGCGCUACUGCCACUAACGCCGCUUCCUCUGGCGGUGCCUCUGGUGGAGCUUCAGGUGCGAGCACUGCUAUCUCUACCCAGCCCCUUGUCGCGACUGUUGUGUCGGGCAGCCAGACUAUCCUCCAGACCACUGGCUUCUCUACCAUCUACAGUUCACUGACAGGCGCUGCAGCUAGUGGUGCUUCAAGUGCUGCUAACAGUGCCUCUUCAGUCGCUGCCUCAGUCACUGGGUCUGCUGCUUCUGCUGCCUCAUCCCUAGCCUCGUCUCUUGCCAGCGGUGCCAGCUCUGCUCUCGCCAGCGGUUCAGCCCGUGCCUCAGGUCUCGCCAGCGGUGCUACCGGCGCCCCCGCGUCCACCGGUGGUGCUCCGAUGAUGACCGGCCUCCCACUCGCCGGUGCCGCCGGUAUGGCCGCCCUCUUCUUCCUCUAAGUACCCAACCUCGCGCGAUUUCCAAC
Molecule: messenger RNA, 934 nt
Organism: Lindgomyces ingoldianus
Lineage: Eukaryota; Fungi; Ascomycota; Dothideomycetes; Pleosporales; Lindgomycetaceae
Product: CFEM-domain-containing protein
Exons: 3
Coding region: 138-908 (256 amino acids)
Source: RefSeq, a predicted model, not a curated record